Colletotrichum graminicola M1.001 is the source of this 3492-nucleotide messenger RNA. RefSeq names its product C2 domain-containing protein. The coding region runs from base 1 to 3492 and encodes 1163 amino acids. The transcript has 2 exons. Lineage: Eukaryota; Fungi; Ascomycota; Sordariomycetes; Glomerellales; Glomerellaceae. The record is from RefSeq and is a predicted model, not a curated record.
AUGGAAACGGCCAAGUUGUCCAAAGUCCACCCGCUCAAUGGGAUGCACACGGCCGGCAUCUUUGCCGACCCCAGCAUCGACGGGCCUUUGAUUGGAACUCUGGUUGCUAUUGUCGACCGCGCCAAAAACUUGCCCAACCGCAAGACCAUUGGAAAGCAGGACCCCUACUGCGCUGCCCGGCUCGGCAAGGAAGCCAAGAGGACCACGACGGACAUUCGCGGAGGUCAGACUCCAAGAUGGGAUCAGGAGCUUCGCUUCCCCGUCCACGACUCGCCAGAUUACUACCAGCUGAAGGUGUCCGUCUUCAAUGACGAUAAGAAAACGGACCUCAUCGGAGAGACUUGGAUCGACCUGAGGGACAUCAUUGUACCUGGCGGAGGCCAAAACGACAUCUGGCGCAACUUGACGUUCAAGGGCAAGUACGCCGGCGAGGUGCGCAUGGAGAUUACAUACUACGAUCAACGCCCGAAACCCGAGAAGCCCAUUGCUAAGCCCAAGCCCGUCGAGGCAGAGCCUACCGACUACCACCAUGGCACCAUCCCCCGGAAGCAGAUCAAGCGCCGACCGCUGCCAUCCGAUCCCUUCACUGGCGAGGCUCCCGCUGCCCCCUCUCCGGAUCAAGCCCUGACCCCGCCCCGCACUGGCGGCCCCAGAGGUCCCAAGGAGAUGAGCACCCCUACACCCACAGCCCAGGAGGCAAGUCUCUCGGGCUCGCGCCCGAUGCCAAAGGGCCCGAAGCAGUUACAGCCAGCUCAGGUGCCGACGAAAUCGCCCUUGCAGGCCAUUGAAUAUAACACCAACGCUGCUCCCUUGGCCCAGCCCACCCAGCAAGACUUGCCUGCGCAGCCGCUUCAGGCCGCUCUGCCGCCACACUCGACAGAAGUAACACCACAGCACACGCCGAGGCACGAGCGUUACGAAAGUCCCACCGCUCAGUACGACGACAGGGACUACAGUCCAAGAUACUCAUCCCAGGAAAUUGUCAACCAGGCCCACUACCGCCAGGGUUCCGAGCCACCGCGUGAACUCCUUUAUUUGGAGGACCAGCGGCAAGAACCGCCUGCCGACGACGAUCGUCCACCACCUCCGCCCGCUCAUAGAAGCCGCGGGAACUCUCAGGAUAUGGUCGUGAGGGCCGCCUACGACACUCCUCCCAAGUCGGCGAAUGCCAUGAGGCAAGAUGUCCUCCGAAAUGAGGCUCAUCGCAUGUCCUUUUCGUCCACAGCGUACCCUGGACGGCCUACCUACCGUGGUUUCGAUUCGGCCCCUGCCGUCACCAACGCGCUUCCAGCCCCUGAGGACCACCACCACCACGAGCUGACAUCUUCGAGGCACCACUCGUACGAUGCUCAUGCAGAGUACCGAUCCAUGCAGCCGACGGUUGAAGACGUGCCCGAGUUGCCCAAUACUUCGGCGAAUCCCCAUCAACGAAGGAUCUCGCGGGCGCCUCCGUACGAGGAGACGGGUUACGGCCAGGAGCACAACCAGCUUCCGCCACCACCUCAGCAGUCGCAGCAACUGCAGCUUCAGCAGCAACAACAGCUCCAGCAGCAACAACAGCUCCAAUAUCAGCAACAGCAACAGCAACAGCAACAGCAACAGCAACAGCAAUUCCAGCAGCAGCAGCAACAGCAAUUCCAGCAGCAGCAGCAACAGCAAUUCCAGCAGCAGCAGCAGCAGCAGCAGCAACAGCAGGCGAUGCAGUUAUCCCAGCGCCGGAACUCGUAUACACCCCAAUAUGACGAGAUGGGAUACGAUCAAGGUUACGACCAAGUGCCUAGUCCUGCCCCCCUGAACAUCGGUGGCAGGGGAAGUGCGGGCUCCUCUCGUCAAAGAGGCGCCUCGCCGCAGCCCGGCUACGGGCGAGGGGACGAGAUGUCCCAAGCGGGCCGCUACAGCACGUCGCCUCACCCAGAAUACCAGCCGAGAGGAGACGAACUGGUAUUCGCCGGCCGAGGCGGUACUUCCCCCGGGCACUACAGCACAUCACCUCAGCCAGAACAUCAACAAGAUUACCAGCCUAGAGGCGAUGAGCUGGUUCUUGCCGGCAGAGGAGACGUGUCGCCGGGCCACUACAGCACUUCCCCGCAGCCGUACGUGAGGGGGGACGAAAUGGCUCGCCGCCAGCAGGUCUCUCCCAUUGCGACCCGGGACUUCGCUCCGAGCCCGAUGGAGGGAUCGCCGUACCACUCGCACUUUCGCAGCCAGACCCAAUUCACUUCGCAGCGGUCUGAGCUGGGUGGCACCGAGGUCACGGCUCACAGCAUGCCGGCUGUGCCGGCUUCGUUGGUGCCGGGCACCGAUCCGACAAUCUCGCAAGAGGUUUCGGAUCGGAUCUACGACGAGAGACGUCAACAGCGGCGCUAUACUGAUCAGAGCAUGGCGAUCCAGCAUCGCGGGAGACAGCACAGCGAGCCUGUCGGAUACGAUGGCAGCUACACGAACCAGACAUACGUCCCGCCAGGGUACAACUCCCGGGCCUCGGCGUACGGCGCGCCUCCCCCUGACAUGAACAGAGGACGAGGGCCUUCACCGAACCCGAUGAGGGGACGGGGCGCUUCCCCUAAUCCCAUGAUGGCUCGAGGAUCUUCUCCUAACCCCAUGACCGCGCGGGAUGUCUCGCCCAACCCCAUGAGAAGAGGUGCUUCGCCUCAGCCCCCUCCCCAGCACAUGAGGUCGCGAGGCAUAUCCCCCAACCCUCACACGCAGCACACGAUCAAGCGGAAGUCUGUUAGUCCCGCGCCGCCUCCAUCUGAGCACCGCAGGUUGUCCGGCAUCCCCUUUGGCCCGGAUUCAUACGACAUGCUGAAUCCGGCGGUGUCGACCACCAACAGCGACAUCUCGAGGCCCGACCCCGACGAGAAGAUCAUCACUCAUGACGGACGUGAAAUCGACCCGUCAGAUCAUUUACCUAUGGACACCUGGGCACCCGAGCCGGAGCCAAAGGGUCCCAAGACGCCGGCCUCUGCGUCCACCCGAUCACGGGCGUCUACUGCCGACGCUCAGCCCCUGCCUACGAGCGGCCGUCGGCAGCUGCGCAUCGCAGCUCGGCCCCAGUCUCAAGCCUCGCCAGUGACGUAUAGCUCGGACCCGUACCACGUUCCGGGCACUCCGCCAAACAUGAGCAGUGCUGGCCGAAACCGGCUCCAGAAGAAGACGCAGCGCAUGUCUGCUCUCCCCUCGACGUCGCCGGCGGGAUCCAGCCCUCUGGCCCCCAUCUCAUCACACAACUACCAGGACAAUGGUGGCGACUUCACACCGCCACGCCUGCCGAGGGCGAGCACAUGGGACUACCCCAGCGAAAAUCACGCGCCGCAGUACGGCAGCUCUCCUGGAAGAAACUACGGCGGCGGCGGCGCACCCCCGAUCCCGGCCAAGGUCCCCUUGCCCAUGAUGAGUGGCGCGAACGGCGACAAUGAGUGGGCGCUGAUGCAGGAAAUGAGCCGCAUCGACAUAGGCGCCGGGCGCUCCAGGCGUCAUCGGCACCACUGA